AUGACCGAGACUGCCCAGGCGCCGACACGGCGCUUCCUCCUGUACGGAGGCACGGGCUGGAUCGGCCAAAAGCUCCUUGCGCUCUUCGCGAGCCAAGGCGACCACUGCGACGUGGGGCGGGCGCGGCUCGAGGAUCGUGCCGCCGUUGCCAAGGAAGUGCUUGCGCUGGCGCCGACGCAUGUCAUCAACGCCGCCGGCGUCACGGGCCGGCCCAACGUCGACUGGUGCGAGACGCACCAAGCCGAGACGAUUCGGGCCAACGUCGUCGGCUGCUUGAACGUCGUCGACGUGUGCCAUGACGCGUCGCAGGACGGCCGCGAGACGCCAAUCCACUGCACGGUCAUUGGCUCGGGCUGCAUCUUUACGUACGAUGACGCGCACCCGAUGCACAGCGACAAGCUCUUCACCGAGAACGACCGUGGGAACUUUACCGGAUCGUUCUACGCCAAGACCAAGGGCAUGUUGGAAGAGAUGCUGCGCUCGUACCCAGAUGUGUGCGUCCUGCGCUUUCGUAUGCCACUCUCGGACGACCUCCACGACCGCAGCCUCCUCACCAAGCUCCUCCGCUACCCCAAUGUCAUCAACAUUCCCAACUCGAUCACGGUGCUGCACGACCUGUUGCCGGCGGUCGUGCUGCUCGCCAAGCAGCGGAACGUUGGCGUCUUCAACUUUACGAACCCCGGCGUUAUCUCGCACAACGAGCUUCUCGACUUGUACAUUCAGUACAUCGAUGCGUCGUACGUGUACACCAACUUUGGGCCGGCCGAAGAAGCCGCCUUGUGUCAAUCGCGCUCCAACGUCGCGCUCGACUCGUCCAAGCUCCAGGCGGCCGUGGGCUCGACCCUCGUGAUCCCGCACAUCACCGCGUCGCUCCACGCCCUCUUUCGGCGUAUGUCGCAGCAGCAAGCAUAGAGAAUGAUAAAGCACAUCAAGCACAUGGCGUUGAGAAGAAGAAAAGCAGAAAAAAGGG
Saprolegnia parasitica CBS 223.65 is the source of this 970-nucleotide messenger RNA. RefSeq lists its product as hypothetical. Gene Ontology annotation, cellular component: methionine adenosyltransferase complex. Gene Ontology annotation, molecular function: methionine adenosyltransferase regulator activity. Lineage: Eukaryota; Oomycota; Saprolegniomycetes; Saprolegniales; Saprolegniaceae. Gene Ontology annotation, biological process: S-adenosylmethionine biosynthetic process. The transcript has 6 exons. The record is from RefSeq and is a predicted model, not a curated record. Bases 1 to 912 code for a protein of 303 amino acids.